Molecule: messenger RNA, 3574 nt
Organism: Oryzias melastigma (Indian medaka)
Lineage: Eukaryota; Metazoa; Chordata; Actinopteri; Beloniformes; Adrianichthyidae
Product: transcription factor Sp3
Exons: 8
Coding region: 543-2495 (650 amino acids)
Biological process (GO): regulation of transcription by RNA polymerase II
Molecular function (GO): DNA-binding transcription factor activity, RNA polymerase II-specific; RNA polymerase II cis-regulatory region sequence-specific DNA binding
Source: RefSeq, a predicted model, not a curated record
CGAUGCAAAUUCGACGGUGAAGCUUUGUUAGUCCCACCUUUUUGUGUUUCCCGCACCGUCAAUCAAAAUAGAAAAAAAUCGUCCCGAAUUCACCGAAUCAACACUAGCCCGCCUUUGAUAAAAUAAUCAUGUUCGGAGUUUAGUUCAUCUGGUAAUCUUUCCGCUUACUACCAUUCACGAUAUGACUGGUACGUAAAGAUUUAGCGCAUCGAAUCUGCAACUAAUCGGUGAGUUUGAGCGCUGCGGCGGAGUGAGCUGCGUCUUUUUAUCGCUAGCGCUAAUGCUAACUAGCUAGAUAUGGUUAGCUAACAGAGCUAGCUGGCUGGCCUCGGAGUUGACAAAGUAAACAGUCGAUCUGGGCCCAAAACGCCCGAGAAUCCCCGCUGCAAAGUAGAUUUUUUCAGCUGUCAGCUCCUUUUGGAUUGGAGAGUGGGGAUGCUUUGUGGGCUUUUCUGGCAAGCAGGAGUUGAAGAUUACAGAGUUUUGCUGAGUUUCCCCCCCUCUCCCUGUUAGCGCCAGAGCAGCCUCUGAAACAAGGAGAAAUGGCGUCCGCGGACGUGGACAGCAGUCAAAGCGAGUUUCUGCAAGCCGGCGGCGCAGCGGAAACCCAGGCGUCAGAUAUGUCUGCCGUCCAGCUGACCGCUUCCAACCGAUGGGAAGUUUUAACCCCCGUUUCGUCUGGGAAGGAAGACCAAGGAGUUGUCCACAUUCCAAACUCUGGGAUUGUCACAUCCAACGGACAGUACGUGCUUCCAAUCGGGAGUCUUCCCAGCCAACCCAUUUAUGUUACAGCAUCGGGGAGUGAGGCUGCUCCCAACGGGAUGUCGGGCAUUCAGUAUCAGGUCAUCCCCCAAAUCCAAAAUGUGGACGGGACAAUUGCGGGAUUCCAGACGCAAGGGUUGGACGACGGUACAGGGCAGAUACAGCUGCUCCAAGAUGGCAGCCAGGGCGCCAUUGGGAUUAGCGGUGCAACUACGACAACCUCAGAUCUCCUGACACAGGCGGGUCAAGUUCAGUCGAUCCAAGGCGUCUCGUUGGCUGGAGGUUCUGCCUACACGGGCACCGUACCCGUAGGGCUGCCCGGCAACAUAACGUUCGUCCCCAUAAACAGCGUGGACCUGGAGUCUCUGGGGCUGACGGGGGCUCAGACGGUCCCCAUUGCAACGGGGGUGACCCCAGAGGGCCAGCUGAUCAUGAGCGGCCAGACGCUGGAGAGUCAGGGACAAGACGGCGGUGCCAAACAGAGUGAUGCCAACGCCAACCAAGAUCUCUAUGUGCCAACCACCACCGCCGCUGCAGGCGCCGCUUCUUCUUCCAACUCCUCUCAGCUUCCGGAAACCAUCGACGGCACCGGGGUGCUGACCCAGGCGACCGCCGUGUCUGCAGGCGUGUCUGAUCCCUCAUCCUCAGAAAACUUCCACUCCCACAACCACAUGCAGCAAAUCCAGGUUUCAUCGUCCAGCGCCACCACAAUCUCCCAGCCCAUCCUGCAGCUGUCCGGAGACAGUCAGGCGCAGGUGGCGCAGGCCCAGGACCUGACCGCCUCAGGUCAGACUCUGCAGAGCGUGCAGCUGGUCAAUCCCGGGACCUUCCUCAUCCAGGCCCAAACCGUUACAGCUACCGGACAGAUCCAAUGGCAAACCUUUCAGGUUCAGGGCGUCCAGUCACUCCAGGGCCUUCAAUUACCCCAGGGGCAGGGCCAGGCGCAGCAGUUGACCCUCGCCCCGGUCCAGACCCUUCCAUUAACCCAGACAGGCCAGGUCAGCCUGCCCAACCUGCAGACGGUCACCGUAAACUCUGUGUCGCAAUCUGGAAUUCAGUACACACAGGGAGAGAACUCCGGCAGUCCUGUUGGUAUUCAGAUAAAAGAGGAGCCGGACUCAGAGGAGUGGCAGCUGAGCGGAGACUCCACGCUGAACCCCAGCGACCUGAACAACCUGCGGGUGCAGAUGGGAGACGAGGACAUGGAGACUCCCAGCGGGGAGGGCAAGAGGCUCCGCAGGGUAGCCUGCACCUGCCCCAACUGCAAAGAGUCCGGAGGAAGAGGCUCCGGCAUGGGGAAGAAGAAGCAGCACAUCUGCCACAUCGCCGGCUGUGGGAAGGUGUACGGGAAAACGUCUCACCUGAGAGCUCACUUGCGCUGGCACAGCGGAGAGAGGCCCUUCGUCUGCAACUGGGUGUACUGUGGGAAGAGAUUCACCAGGAGCGACGAGCUGCAGAGGCACAGGAGGACACACACAGGAGAGAAGAGGUUCGUGUGCAUGGAGUGCGCCAAGAGGUUCAUGCGGAGCGACCACCUGGCCAAGCACAUAAAGACUCACCAGAACAAAAAGGGCGUGGCUCCCUCCACCACGUCCCCGCCCACCACGGACACCGUCAUCACCGCCGACGGAACCACGCUCAUCCUCCAGACCACCACUGCCCACGACCUCGUAGCCAAUCAGGAGAUCCCUCUGCAGCUGGUCACCGUGGCGCCGGGUGAGGUCAUGGAAUAAGAAGGGGGAGGGGCACCUUUUUCCCCCACAAACUGGCCAAUCACAGGGACCUCUUGGGCUUUUCUCCCCCUCUUACCUUCUUUUGGGUUUUUUUUUUUUUUUUUUAAAUAUGAAUAUAUACGUAAAUAUAUAUGACAAAUAUAUAUAUAUUUUAAGUGAGAGUUAUCUUACUUUGUUUUUUGCAGUCUUUUUAUAGGGGGGCAAAAAGAACAUUAAAUUGUGGUUGCUAUGUAUACAAGCGUAAACAAACACAAAAAAGUUAACACUCAAAACCCAACAUGAAUACUCAAGAAGAUGAAAUGCCUUAAUUUGUAUGAUACUCUUGUAUAAGAUGCUGGAGGUGCAUGUGUUUUUAAGCUUUGCAGGAAAUGUAACUGUAAUAGAGUUAAUCGUGUUUGUAAAAAGAGCGGGCGGACUGGCGGUAGAACCUCAGCGGGAUCAUGUUUUUCCGUUCUGACUGAACCCUCUCUCUGCUUGAAGCAGCGCAGCCCCAACUCGACGUCUGUUUUUAGUGCAGCUCCUAUGGAAACUCACAUUUUAGACUAAAAGAUCGUUUUUUUUAAAAUGUUUCUUGAAUUUGUGCUACAAUUCAAAACUGCAAAAAAAAAAAAAAAAAAAUGAAAGCCUUUAAUAAUCAGUGGGAAGCAGGUUUCCCAUGAUGCACUGCUGCAAGCAGAGCGCAGGUGUCGGUCAGAACCGGACGGCGGUGCCACAGUUAGCAGAUCUGAAGAGGGAAAACACGGAUGCAAGCCGCUCAGAGGAAGGAAGAGCUUCUGAGCAGAAUGUCCCAUCUGUCCUCACGAGCACACCGUCCUUUUCGUUCGGUUUUUUAUUUUUCUCCUGUAUUUUUGUUGUAAAUUCACCUCGUGUCUCAGUUUUCCGCGUCUCGAUGUUGGUCCGGACAGCGAUUGUUUUCAAGGCCCAGAGUGAAGUCAGCUGCUGCGGGGGGGAGAGCAUGCACUAAUGUUGCCGUGUGGAGUAAACUCAGUCCAGGCCGGUUUAUAUUAUUUUUUUAUUUUAUGUCAACGAUCAUUCCAGUUGGACACCACAUAAAAAAUGAAAUAGUUUUGUAAAAAAAA